Anopheles cruzii is the source of this 777-nucleotide messenger RNA. RefSeq lists its product as uncharacterized. The record is from RefSeq and is a predicted model, not a curated record. Gene Ontology annotation, biological process: regulation of transcription by RNA polymerase II; animal organ development. The transcript is spliced from 4 exons. Lineage: Eukaryota; Metazoa; Arthropoda; Insecta; Diptera; Culicidae. Gene Ontology annotation, cellular component: nucleus. Bases 1 to 777 code for a protein of 258 amino acids. Gene Ontology annotation, molecular function: RNA polymerase II cis-regulatory region sequence-specific DNA binding; DNA-binding transcription factor activity, RNA polymerase II-specific.
AUGUCUUCGCCGCACGAGGACGAGGACCAGGAUCUCGAUCAGGAGAUAAAUGUCGACGCGGACUCCGACUGUCAGUCCCGGGUGUCCUACAACAGUGGCUCGGAGGACAUCGAUCUGGAUGGCGAUGGAAACGGAUCCUGUUACGACGAGUCGGAAGCCACGAGUGACCAUCAAACACACGCCACCGAGCCGACGACGCGAUCGCCGAACGAAAACCUGCCCUUCAGCAUAUCACGAUUACUGGGCAAAUCGUACGAGCGGGAGCAGAAGGACAAGGAGGCCCUCUCGGAGGACAGCACGCCGGAGGCGCUCAUCAAGAACGGACACCACCACAUCACGGCCGGCUCGCCCGGGAGCCUCCAGUACGCGGCCGGCGCCCUCUAUAGCUACCCGAUCUACCCGGGCGGCCACGUCCUCCGAGUGCCUCCCCAGCGUGGGCCCUGCAAUCCACUUUCCUGGACCCUGCCGCCUCUGCACCCUGCCGCCCUCGCUCACCAGGCCGUCAAGGACAGGCUAGCUGCGUUCCCGAUUGCCCGGCGUAUCGGUCACCCGUAUCAGAAUCGAACACCACCGAAGAGACAAACGGCCGAGGAACGGGAAGCGGAACGGCAAGCCGCGAACCGAUUGAUGCUUUCACUGCAAGCAGAAGCGCUCAGUAAAGGAUUCGGUCAGCCGCCGUCGUCGGCGGGACCGCCGAAUGCCACGACGCCGGGGGCUCCGCUGGCCGCCCUGCACGGCUUACAACCGUGGGCAGAAGCUCAUACGGCGGGAUGUUAA